Messenger RNA from Contarinia nasturtii (swede midge), 1064 nucleotides. RefSeq names its product paternally-expressed gene 3 protein-like. The record is from RefSeq and is a predicted model, not a curated record. The transcript is spliced from 8 exons. Lineage: Eukaryota; Metazoa; Arthropoda; Insecta; Diptera; Cecidomyiidae. Bases 125 to 985 code for a protein of 286 amino acids.
GUCACACACUUGGCACGUGAAUUAAUAGGCGGUAUAAAAGACCAAGAGAAGCAUGAAUCUAAUUCAGUUAACUUAAGUCGAUUGUUCGGGUUACGUGGAUACUUAAAAAAAAAAUAUUGUCACCAUGUUGAAAUCGGUUGCCAUUGUUUUGCUUAUUGUUUCGGUUGCAUCAGCCAAUCCAGCUUUCUUGAAAUCACUCCUUUCUGGCGGUGGUUCAGGCGGUGGUUCAGGCGGUUUGGGCAAUUUGAAAAGUAGUUUGUUCGGUGGUUUAGGCAGAAAUUCAGGCUCAUUCGGAGGUUCAAGCGGUUCAUCAAGCGGCUCUGCUCAAGUUGUUCAAGUUGAAUAUUUACAAGCACCACAACAGCCAGCACCAGUACAAUACUCACAAGCACCACAACCACAACAAGUACAAUAUGCACAAGCUGCCCCAGCACCUCAAGUUGUCCACGUCCAAGUUGAACACGUCUCAGCACCACAUGUUCAAGCUGCAGCUCCUGCCGCAGUCAACUACCAACAAGCCCCCGCUGCCGUCCACUACCAACAAGCACCUGCUGCCGUCCAUUACCAACAAGCACCAGCAGCUCCAGUAGCACCUCAAAUCCAAUACUUCCAAGCACCAGCUCCAGUACACUACCAAGCAGCUCCAGCUCCAGUAGCUCAAGAACCUCAAGCUCACUACGUCCAAGCUGCAGCACCAGCUCCAGUCCAUUAUCAACCAGCCCCAAUCCAAUAUCAAGCACACACUUCAGUUGCUGCUCCACAAGUUAGUUAUGUGCCACCACCACCAGCCGCCCCAGUUGCAGCCGCACAAGAAUUUGGUGGAUACCAUUAUUCAGCCCCAUCCGUAGCCACACCAACAUCGGUCAAAACAUUCAUCAUCCAACCAGUUUCAGCUAGCGGAUCAGUCGGAGCUAGUGGACCAUCAGGAGGAUUCGGAGCCAGUAGUGGUUUCUUCGCUGGUUUGAAAUCUUUGAAAUCAUGGUAAAUCGCUGUGAAAUCAUUGAAAGAAAAAAAUUCGUUGGAAUAAAAUAAAAAAACCUUUUAAAAAAAAGUUGAGUCGUUUC